Linum tenue is the source of this 401-nucleotide messenger RNA. The record is from the annotation of a GenBank genome assembly. Lineage: Eukaryota; Viridiplantae; Streptophyta; Magnoliopsida; Malpighiales; Linaceae.
CACAUGGUGUUGGUGGGCGAUCAACAAGGCGAAGGCGAGUUUCAAAACGAGGAGGUAAACGAGGGUGGGGAUGACGAUGUCGACGAGGGGAGCAACGACGGCUGCGUCUGCUACGCUUUGGAAGUCGAUAAACAAGCAAAUCUGGAUUUUGAAGACCAAAUUGGGAAGCAGAGAUGGGUCAGUGGGAGCUUCUUAUGUUGAAGGUUGUCCUUCCAGUUGCUCAGGAGCAACCCAAAUAAGCAAUAGAGGCAUACAACUGAACAGUUGUGAUAAUCGAGCACUGGUCUUUGAUGCUAGGGGAACUUAGAGCUGCUACCAUGGCGAUCAGAGUGAGUGGGGUUACUACACUAUGUUCAAAAAUGGAGGAGAUUCUGUUGAAGCACAUGGAGUUUCAGUACAAG